Molecule: messenger RNA, 4564 nt
Organism: Kogia breviceps (pygmy sperm whale)
Lineage: Eukaryota; Metazoa; Chordata; Mammalia; Artiodactyla; Physeteridae
Source: RefSeq, a predicted model, not a curated record
AUGGUUCAACUGCAGGAGGCGGGAGAGGGACAUCACGAUGGGUCCGGUGGGACGGAGGACGAAGGGUGGACGGGCUGUGGUGUGGACCAAGGUCGCUGCCACCCUGGCUUUGCCCUGGAGCCCGCAGAGCUGAGACCUGACACCAACCACAAGGAGAAUCGGCGGAGACUCCGGAAGAGCCAGGCCAGCAGACAUGGCCGGUGGGUGCCCGUGGGCCAGGCCGAGAGCAGGGGGGCUGCCACCACACCAUCCCCGGGGGCAGUGCUGUGCCAGGAGCCCUGCCGAGUCCAGAGUCACCUGACCAGCCCCAGCCUGGGCCUCGCCCUGAGGGACACGCUUGGCCUGCUGACCAACUCAAGCUUCCGGCAGCAGAGCAACUUGUAGCCCCCGGCCGGGAGGCCCCAAGGGAGAGCCCAGGCGUUUGCCAUCCAGCAGAGCAAGCCGAGCGUCAGGGAGACCAGCGUGGCUGAGUGGGGACGUCACCUCUGGUCGGGGGCUCAGGAAAGCUUCUGGCCGCACAGGAUGCCCGGGGGAAGCCCCCGACCCCGAGGGCCACUGGCUUCCCCAGCCUCCCGCCCGAGGUGGUUCCGGCUGCUGUCCACCAAUAGCCCCUGCCCAGACAUUGGCCCGCUGCAGGCCUGCCCGCUCGAAGGGCACACGCGGCCGGACCCCAGAUCCCAGUGUGGCCUGGGGGGCUGGACCUCCAGGCUCGUGGGGGAAGCCCUCACCCUGGAGGAGCCGGCUGUCCCUGGCCAGAGCCGGACUCGGGCUCCAUCCCAAGCUGCCAUUCACCAGCUGCUGGCCUCCGUGCAACGCCUGAAGCGUGAGGCAGUCUGUCUCAGGUGCCAGGCACCCCGGGAGCCCCCAGGCCCUGUGCAGCAGGAGCCCUGGACCAGAGCUGGCCAGAUACUCCCUGCUCGCCCCCAGCCCAGCCAGCCUGUUCUUGCUUCCUGGGAUGAGAGGAGGAAACAUUCCCAAGGGUUCAGGGAAACUGCAGGUUUCCCAGAAGCACCGGGGGUCCAGGAUGGUCUCUCAGACUCUCAGGCCAGCAGCAAGCCUGGAACACUGGAGACUACUUUGGAGAUGCUGCCUGGGGUUGCCCUUGACCCUGAGCAAGGGGUCCUUCCUGCCCACCCUGUAAGACGAGGAGAGAAGUGCUCCGCAGGGACCACAUAGGGCAGGUGACAGAAGGAGGACCCCCUGCUCCCUCAAGGGACGGCCAGCAGGGAGGCCAGACUCUGCUCUUCAGCCUCGUCCAGUUCAGCCCGGGGCAUCCUCCCUGGGCGGGAAGGAGGGGGCAGGACCCCACGGGAGCAGGUCGGCAGGGAAGAAGAGAGGCCGGCUUCCGGUCUGCCAGACACGGCCCCCCGCAAGGAGUGCCCUGCAGACUCGGGCCUGACGGAGAUAAGGCCCGGAUGGCAGAUCCUUGCAGAAUUUCAGGGGGAGGGAACCUCCCCGGGCCCCAAGGACAGGAACGCGAGUCCCGGGAAUCCUAAACCCUGGCCGGCCAGAUGUUUCAGAGCGUGGCGGCACUGGGUGCAGAGGCGGCGGGCAGUGGCAGCGGCCAUGGCGCUGGGCUGCCGGCAGCUGUGGCGCAGGGGCCUACGGGCGCCGCGGUGGACACUGUGGCUCCGGGAGGCCCAGCUGGAGGCGGCGUGGGGACGACACACGCAGGCCCUGCUGGCGCGGACCUUCCAAAAGUGGAGAAACUUGAUUCAGCAGCAGAAACAAGGGCGGCUUCACAUCCAGGCUGAGCCAGGAACCCCAUCCUCAGGGGGAGGCCAGGACCGAGGCCCCUCAGGAAGGAAGCCGGUGGUGGACACCGCCUGGAGAAGCAGUCCAAGGAGUCGGAGGGAGGAGGUGGGAGCCCAGCCGAUUCCGUUGUGUUCUGGACCGAGGCCAGAUGGAGGAGACAGGGGAGUCCAGAUCCUGCAGGCUCUGCAACAGCUGGCUGCCUUCCUCCUGUGGUGCCAUCAGAGGGAAUGGGCCAGGCAGGAGAAGGGGGUCCAGGGAGAGGCCUCCGGGGCCAUGUUGAGGACUCAGAGGAUGGAGAGGCGCCCCCAGGCCUGGUUCUCUCCUGCUGCAGAUGUAGCCUGGGUGUCCCCACUGGACACCCAGUGCCAGAGGGCCUGGCUCUGCAGGUGCUUUGGGGCCUGGCAGCGGUUCGUGCAAAGAGGGACCUGGUACCGGGGCCACAUGGCCAACCGCCGGGCAGGGCCCCUGAGGCUGUGCCUGCAGCAGUGGGUGCAGAUGAAGCAGCUCCAGGCCUCAGAUGGGGCGAAGGUGAUCCAGCUGUCCCUUUGUUGGCGGAAGGCAGGUGAGCGAGUGGCGGAGUGGCGGGCCAAGGGGCUCCCUCUCCCUCCCACCCCAGCCAACACUCCUGGUCUUAGGGGGAUGUACAACCCCUGCCCCCGACCCACCAAAACCCGACAGAGGAAGAUGGGAUCUUCCAGGUGUCCCGGUGGGGAGGUUUUGGGGGUGGUGGCCCGGGCCCAGGCGCUGCCCCGGGAGCAAGGCCGGGGCUCCCUGUAGGAAGCCGGCCGGAGGCUGGCCCUCCACCGGGCGCUGCUGCUUUGGAGGACGCAGCUCUCCCAGCGCCAGCAGGCAGACUCCUUCUUCGAGGGCGUGCAGCAGCGGGCGCUGCGUCACAGCCUGAGGGGUUGGCACCUGAGGGCACGGGAUCCAGGCAGCGCCAGGACCACCUUGGCCUCAGCGGUUCUGGGCGGCGUCCUGGGAUGCCGGGCCCAGCAGGACACCCCGCAGCUCCCUGGAGAGGGUGAGGGGCUUCCCGGGCCCUCCCCGCUCCUGGAGGAGUUCCCGGUGAGCUUUCUGUGGGCAGCUGGGCGGCGGCAGCAGGGGCGACACCUUCUGCUCUGGCAGGCGCAGGCCCAGCAGUCCCGGGGCAUGGCACGGCGGCACCAGCGCAACCUUCAGAGGCGCAUCCUCCUUGGCUGGAGCCACGGGGCAACAGCCCAGGGGGCCAGGAGAGAGCUGGCUGCCCCCCGGGCCUGGGAUCAGAGCUGCAGGGCUGCGCUGGGCCUGUGGCAGCAGCGGCUGGUGCAGCAGCAGGAGACGGAGCAGUGGGCCCGGGAGUGGGGCGGGGACAGCAGCGACGUGCACUGGGCCACCGUCACUGCCACUGGCAGAGGCCUGCGCAGGGCCGUGUUCCGGGGCUGGUAGGAGGCAGCAGCUCGUCAGAGACCCACGGCGGCCAGUCCAGAGUAGCUCCUACUGCAGAGCCACUUCCGGGCCUGGUGUGGAGUAGUGAGAGACACAGUGACGCCCCGGGUCAAGGGUCCAGCCUUCCAGGAUGGCCGGAGGAGAUGGGCACCAGGGGCCACACUUGCCAGUGAAGCCCCAGAAGCUGCAGCCCGGCCUCAGGAGCAGCACGUGGCCCAGGCCCCCUUCUCCUGCUGGAGAAGCCAAGCACAGGGACACCAGGUGGACAGCAAGGUGAGGAGGGCCCGGGCCCAGCAGACCUUCGUUGCAAGGCAAGUGGCCCCAGGCGAGUGCUGUGAGGCCCGCCAGCAGGCAGGAGAGAGAACCCAGGCCCAGGCCCUGUGCUGGAUGCUGUGGGCACGUGAGUCCUGCCUGCAGCGGGUCAGCCAAGACCAUGCUGCCCCGAAGCUGAGCGUCAGGGUCCCAGAGGCCUGCGCCCAGUCAGCGACCCGGGGCUGUGUCCAGCGAACUGCCAUCACCCAGUUCCAGCGGGCUGGGCCCAGGCGCCUCCUGCGAACCCACUGGGCCCAGUGGCGGGCAGCGCUGCUCAGAGCCCGCAGCUGCAGGCCACAGGCCACAGGGCCUGGCCUGCCCAGCCCAACCAAGCACCACGGCCCCAGUGGACAGAGGAAGCAGAGAGAAAUGUCCCGGACUCAGACUCCAGCUGCAGGGGCCCAGGGCCAGCGCCCUACGGGGCCAGAAGGGGACCGCAGCUCUGAGACCAAAGACCUUGAGGGCAAAGGCGAGGCUGAGCAAAGGUGUCUGGGGUGGGAGCAGAGUGUGUGCGUGGAGAGCUGCGGAGCAGGCCCAGGCCCGUGGCUCUGCCCUCUUUCCUGGCCAUUAAGGGGUCGUGAUGCCCUUUGCUGUCAAGACACACACCAGGGCCUCUCCCCUCAGGAGGAAGUACCUGCAGCGCUGGCGCCUUUAGGCACUGCUCCACGGGCUCUGGGGUUCCUGCAGGCCAGGCCCGGGCAGCUGCGUGGCAGCGCUGGGUAGACGCUCAGGGGACGGAGCAGCUGGUGUCGACACUGACGAGUGGGGCGGCCCCUCCCCACCCUCACGCUGUUCUCCCAUCACGUCCCGUUCCCAGCCCUAACCCCUGGAAACGCAGUCUCUGAAAGUAAGUUCAGGCCUUUGGACUUACCAAGCCUGAAACCUCGGGAACAGGUGCAGGAAUCUGCAUUGCUAGCACACCUCAGGUGACACCUCCUCGUCACACCCCCUUCCUCCUGGUGCCGCAGAGGCGCAGGCAGGGAGAGGCAGCCGGGACAGCGGAGGGCCCAGCUCGGGGCUUCCUCGCGACUGUCCCCAUAGCUCAGGCAGUGGCACCUGAGGCGGGCCUGGC